Messenger RNA from Ilex paraguariensis (yerba mate), 702 nucleotides. The record is from the annotation of a GenBank genome assembly. NCBI's taxonomy places the organism in Eukaryota, Viridiplantae, Streptophyta, Magnoliopsida, Aquifoliales, Aquifoliaceae.
AUGCAGGCAGCAUCAAUGUUCAAAGGUCCUGUUCCUCCCAUUGUCCCCUUCUCUUUAGGUUCUCUGGGCUUCAUGACCCCAUUCUACAGUGAACAUUACAGAGAAUAUCUUAAUUCGAUACUUCGUGGUCCCAUAAGUAUCACACUACGGCACCGGUUGCAGUGCUUUGUUAUUCGAGAUGCAGCCAAAAAUGAAUGUGAGACUGAAGAACCAAUACUUGUUUUGAAUGAGGUUACAAUUGAUCGUGGCAUGUCAUCGUUCCUCACAAAUCUCGAGUGCUACUGUGACAAUUCCUUUGUGACCUGCGUACAAGGGGAUGGUCUGAUCUUAUCAACAACAUCUGGAAGCACUGCAUAUUCCCUGGCAGCUGGAGGAUCAAUGGUCCAUCCACAGGUUCCUGGCAUUCUGUUUACACCGAUUUGCCCACAUUCCUUAUCCUUUCGGCCUCUGAUAUUACCUGAGCAUGUGACACUUAGAGUGCAAGUACCCUUCAAUAGCAGAGGCGACGCCUGGGCAUCCUUCGAUGGGAAGGACAGAAAACAGUUAGCACCCGGGGAUGCUCUUGUGUGCAGCAUGGCACCUUGGCCUGUACCCACCGCGUGUCAAGUGGAUUCCACCAGUGACUUCUUGCACAGCAUUCAUGAAGGCCUCCACUGGAAUUUGAGGAAGACACAGUCUUUUGAUGGCCCUCGAGAUCCAUAA